AUGUAUCGUUCCCGAAAGUUGACUGUAUUUCAGCGGUGGCUCAUUGUAGUUGGUGGCUUCGUUUGCUAUUGUCUUGCUGACGGCUUCACUUAUUCCGUGGGUGUUUUGUACUCUUGUUUUCUUGCUGCAUUCAACUUGAGCAGUUCCUCCACCUCGGUUCUUCCCGGUUUACUUUACGCCGUUCCACAAUUCACCGCAAUAUUUCUGUGUCCUUUGUUGGAGACCUAUGGUUACUCCUCGGGAGCCAGUUGGGGUGCUAUAAUUUUGAGUGUCAGUUGUAUUGUUGGUGGCUUCGUUUGCUAUUGUCUUGCUGACGGCUUCACUUAUUCCGUGGGUGUUUUGUACUCUUGUUUUCUUGCUGCAUUCAACUUGAGCAGUUCCUCCACCUCGGUUCUUCCCGGUUUACUUUACGCCGUUCCACAAUUCACCGCAAUAUUUCUGUGUCCUUUGUUGGAGACCUAUGGUUACUCCUCGGGAGCCAGUUGGGGUGCUAUAAUUUUGAGUGUCAGUUGUAUUGCUUCCGCCUAUGCUCCAAACAUACAGUUGCUGUAUCUCACCUUCGGAGUUCUAUCCAGCUUUGGAUUGCAAUUGACCUACUCGUCGGCAAUUAUGGCGGUCACUGAAACUUUCAAGGAUGACCGGCUUCCUUCAACUUCGUUUCGGCGAAUUUGGUCGUGCAUACGAUAUGCGAUAUGCGUUCCUUCGCGUUGUCGCUUUCGGGCCCUUGGAUGUUCCACUACUCCAGUGUUAGCUGCAGACUCAAUCGAGGAUAUCCGAGUGGACAUGGUAAACGAGCGAUCCGGAUGCGCUGAUUUCCUGACUGCCUUCAAGGUCAGUCUCAAACAGUUGGGUUCCCGGAAUCUGUGGAAAAAUCCCACCUACGUCGUCUACAUUUUCGCCAAUGGCUUGGCUGGAGCAGCGAUUGUGAUACCCUGGACAUUCAUUUACGACCAUGGUAUCUUGUCGCUUAGUGAUGAAAACGGGAACUUGGACGAAACAAAUAUGUCAAAUGUGUCGUUGUUACCUUCCCUUAUUGGCAUGGGGUCGUUGAUCGGACAAAUUGCCUUUGGCUUGAUCACCUCACAGCUCGGUCAACUGAGUGCUCCUCUGUGUUCUUGUUGGCUAACUCAAACGAACAACCUCAGUGAACAACCACUGUCCAUUUUGCCGGAAAGAAAAAACCGUUUCCUCGGAUUUUUACGCCGCAUGUGGUCUGACAAAUCUUCGUGUCACCUCCUUCUGUUCAUGGUAGUCCUCUUAUGGAGUAGCCUGUCCACAUUGUUGAUCAGCUUGCUGCCCUUAUCCAUGCUGGCCGGCCAUAUAUCCACCAAUGUUUCAUUCUUCUCCCUUCCUAUUGGGCGAGCUAUGGCGGCAGCCUGUCUACUGGUCGGUAUCUCAUACGGUGGCUUUUACGUCCUAUAUCCACAAAUUUUAAUUGAUACAUUGGGUGAAAAUCUGUGGCCGGCCGGUUUGGGCGUGUUUCUGUUCGUCAAUGGAGCGAUGAAUCUUAUUGGUACCACAAUUGGAGGUCGUCUGUUCGACACUUACAACUCCUACAAACCCGCUUUCCUGCUUGCCAGUUUGAUUCUGUUUGUCAGUCUAACGAUUGUCGUCGUGCAGCAAACCGUUCAUUUCUUCCUAAAGCGACGACUCUGUUCAUUAGAAACAGUUGCUCAGCAACCGCCUCACUAGCUUCGAUGCCAAAAUUCUUACUUUUGAUGCUUGUUUUAUUCCAUUGAUUUAUGUAUGGCAACAUUUUCUAUGCGAAGUGCCCAAGAAUUUCACAAUUUAUUCUUUCGUUUACGGUUCUAUUUCGAAAAAUUUGCGUAGA
Messenger RNA from Opisthorchis viverrini, 1831 nucleotides. RefSeq lists its product as hypothetical. The transcript has 6 exons. Bases 1 to 1692 code for a protein of 563 amino acids. Gene Ontology annotation, molecular function: monocarboxylic acid transmembrane transporter activity. Gene Ontology annotation, biological process: monocarboxylic acid transport. NCBI's taxonomy places the organism in Eukaryota, Metazoa, Platyhelminthes, Trematoda, Opisthorchiida, Opisthorchiidae. The record is from RefSeq and is a predicted model, not a curated record.